AUGGCAGCUUCUUCCGAAUCGACAGAACAAUAUUGGAAGACUGGGAGUAUAUCCAGUCUUCUUGCACACGGCGCCCUCCCUGACUCCGACUCGAUAAUCUCUAACGCGAAGUCCACUGCUGAGACUGUAACCGAUUUCUACAACCGCACUCUGACGACUCGCAGAUAUGCCCUUGCUGGAGUGGCAUGCUCGAGUAUCAUCAGCUGCUUUUGCAUUGUUGCAGGCAUUCUCAUUAUUUCCACUCACGGAAUCUCGGGUAUCGUUCAAGUGCUAUCGUUUGAAAGCGAUCUGCAGUUAAGGAUGCUGUCCCUGACACUAAACUUGAUCGUCACAUUAUGCACGGAGUCCAUUGGCUUCAUGCAUAACAUCUCGUUGCGCUCUGCACUAGCCUCAGACUCCCGUCUUACUUUCAACAGCAAUCUACGCCUCAUGACCGCAGCUCGUGGAUGGUGCAAUCCUAACGGCGCCCUGUUUAAUGGUAUCAUGGCUGUCCUCCUCACUAUAUCCUACAGCUCAGCACCACUCGCCGUAUAUUACUUUUGGAUCGCAGGGUUCCCUCUCCUCAUUUUGGGCCUCACCCUUUUCCUGCAAGUGGCGAUCACAUUGGCAGGGAUGCGAGCUGUCAAAAUAUUGACGUGGAGCUCCUCACCUUUCGACGUCACUGCUGCUCUGAUUCACCACACACAAUUAACUCCAGCUUCUUUCCGAUGUAUGUGUGGUGUGUCCGACAUAGACACGACUGGAGGUCCAAUGAAGCCGUUGGAGGCACAGCCCUCAGCGUGGCAUGCUCACCCUAGCAUCCGAAAAGUUAUUUUAUUUAUUUGGGUGCUCGUUGUAGCAUGUGCUGGAUGGGGUGCGCUUGUCGUGUACAAACACAACACCACACCUACGUCCCCGCAAUCGUGGUCAUUUAUUCCCAGUGGUGACACUCCUGCCCUCACCUAUGAUGUUUCAACCUCCGGAGGUAACACUAUUUGGGUGUGGCUUCUGGCCGUUGUCAACAUAGCGGUUUUCCAGGCACCCUUGACACUUGGGCUGCAUUGCUCUGAGCUCAUCGUGAACGUCAUUCAAAAUGAAAGACAAUGGAGGUGUGCUACAUCAAGUAAUGGACUUUCCACAACAACGAACCCGCUGAAGGCAUUUCUCACUAAUCCCCUCGGUCUAGUCCUUUUUGUCCUGAAGCCUGUGCUACACUGGAUGUUCGGGCUUUCGUUCAUUUUCGGUCCUAUGUGGGUGGGAGGUGGCAACAACACAGUAUUUAUAGGAUUCGCGAUACAAAUGAAUACAUACCAGAUCUUCAACUUAUGUAUAGCACAGUUGAUAUUUGCCUCUGUCUUCACUCUCCUCGCACUGUGCCGACCACGUGGCCCCCAGCCAGCCACAUACGGGCACCUCCAGACACUCGCCAACCUCGUGGACGAGUGGUCGCCUGUGAUGUGGUGGGGUCACAAGGAAGAUGGAAUCCCAUAUUGUCAUGCUGGAACGAGCGGUCAUCCGCUGCCGGAUGUAAAGAUGGACUGUGUGUAUGCUCACUCCGGCGUUGUGUCCCAUCCUCCCAUCCCGGGAAAAAUACCCGCUGUUGAAAAGCCACACAAUCAAACGAGACAUCUUCAUGCUGUCUGCUGCGCAGGUAGUUCUCUUUAA
Suillus paluster is the source of this 1644-nucleotide messenger RNA. RefSeq lists its product as uncharacterized. NCBI's taxonomy places the organism in Eukaryota, Fungi, Basidiomycota, Agaricomycetes, Boletales, Suillaceae. The transcript has 5 exons. The record is from RefSeq and is a predicted model, not a curated record. Bases 1 to 1644 code for a protein of 547 amino acids.